Messenger RNA from Triticum urartu, 1133 nucleotides. The record is from RefSeq and is a predicted model, not a curated record. NCBI's taxonomy places the organism in Eukaryota, Viridiplantae, Streptophyta, Magnoliopsida, Poales, Poaceae.
AUGACGGAGGACAGUGAAGUUGAUAGGCUCAGCAAGUUGCCUGAUGACGUUUUGCUCAACAUUGUGGAGCGACUUGAUAUCGCUGAUGCUGCACGAACCACCAUCCUCUCCCCACGUUGGAAACAGAUCCCUGCGAUACUCUCAAAGAUUGUUAUUGUGGCUGGUUCUUUUGAGCCCAAGCACGAAAGGAGGAAGAUAACCUCAGAUGAUAUAGUUUGGGCCAACACCACCGUGCUGGAAGCUGCUAGGUGCAUACUGGGAAGGAGGGCUGGGAGUCUAUCCACCAUUCACCUGUUGUGCAUGCAAUUCUACUUGGGAGAUGAGUCUGUUUUCAUUGGCCAGACUGUUGCCAACACCAUAGCAACACAAAAGGUCGCUUCAGUCGAGUUUACAAUCAUGACGAAGGUGCGCAGAAAUUGUUCUGUUGAUGAACUGCUCACUUAUGGGAGGCAGUUCAUGUCAUUCUAUGGUUCGUGUCCAAACACAUUUGGUGGUCUUGCACGCCUCACGCUAGAGAAUUUGAGGUUGGGUGAAUCAGACUUCCCCAAAAUUUUCAGUAUUUGCAAUCAACUGGAGUUCCUCCGUCUCCAACAGUGUGAUGCGAGGAAUAUGUCUUUGCUGGAAGUGGAACACGAACAGCUCCGUGAAUUACUGAUUUUUUGUAGCAGUAUUAAGAGGGUUGAUCUGAAGUGUGUACCAAAGCUCACAAUUCUGAAAUUUAAUGCUUUUAUGUCUCCAGAAGACCCCUUCUGUCUGGGCUAUGUCCCACUGCUUCAGACUGUGACCAUCAUUAAUACUGGUCUUUCGCGGCACAAGAUGCUCAAGUUAAGCGAGUUGCUGGGUAAGACCGCCAUAAGCAUCCUCCAUUUGAACUUCAAAUGUGAAAAGGUUAGUGGAGGCCCACAAUGUUGUCCGAGUGUUGUGUGUUGUGGAGAGGUUGUAGUCAUUAUUUUUGGUAAACAUACUUCUGCAUUAUCCCCCUCUUUUGCAGAUUUGGGUGAAACCAGAAGGUCGAAAGCAAUUGCUACCGGUGUUCCACAAACUAAGGCUUGUGAAUUUGAUCAACAUUUCUGAAGAAUGUGAUUUGACUUGGACGAUGUUCAUACUCCAAGGUGCACCCGCCCUUAAGGAAC